Molecule: messenger RNA, 3196 nt
Organism: Owenia fusiformis
Lineage: Eukaryota; Metazoa; Annelida; Polychaeta; Sabellida; Oweniidae
Source: the annotation of a GenBank genome assembly
AUAGAUGAAUCUUUGAUGUGUUAAAAGAGAGGCAGCCCAUACCCCUGGCAAAAUGAAUGUUACUUUUGGGGUGCCGCUGGACAAGGCGGCCAUGUACCAUGUGGACUUUCUCAAAAGAGUUGAUUCCUUCAAGGCCCUCUACACACGCCCUCUGGUCCAACAUGCUAUAAGGCGCUAUGAGUUAUUUUGGCUACCACUCAUGGCUAAAAAUGGAGAUAAAGAUCUGGAACCCCCCUUGGAUAUACACUGGGUUUGGCAUUGUCAUAUGUUAUCACCAUUCAAAUAUGAAGCUGACUGCAUGAAACUUUUCGGGCGUGUUAUCAACCAUAUGUUUGGUAUUGGAGACAGAACGGUGCCUUAUCAAACUGCACAACAAAUAUGGAUGUCGGCAUAUGGGAAUGAACCAUUUGAGAUUGAUUUAUCUGGACAGAACCUCCCAUCUCUGAGUUCUCCUCAGCCAUCAGCAUUGAAUUAUGAUCUGGUGUCAGCGGUGAAUCGCCAGAAAGACUUUGUUUACAACGUUAGUCUACCCCACUACAAAAAUCCUACAUUUCUCCGUAAUGCCCUAGAGCGAUAUCGUAAGUUUCUAAACCUCAAGAGGCUUCACCCAUCAUUGUUCAUCGUCCCGAUGUAUGACGUAGAUCUGAUGUGGCACACACACAUUCUCCAUCCCAUAAUAUACAAAUCCGACACUGUGUCAGUUUUGGGAAAAAUGCUGAAUCAUGACGACACAGACGCUGAACGGAGCCCUGGAUCAAAACUGAACAUGGCAGACCAGGAGACUCGUAGCCUUUGGUUAGCUGAAUACAAUGAGGCAUUCCCUAUCAGUGGCGGGAUGUAUCGGGGAGAGACUUCCUAUGGGAAGUUGGGCUUUCUAACUCCUGAACAGGUGCUACUGUCAUCUGACAAGAGUUAUGAGAUUCGCAUCAUGGAGAUCAACUGUAGCACUGAACCUGAUGCAGAGAAAUAUCACAUGGAUGUUAGACUUGACAGAGGGGGCAAAAGUAAAUUGCCUGAGAAGUUAGCAAAACUUAAGGGUCCACCAUGCAGUUGGAAGUCAAGGGGCACGUUGGCCAAGGUACAAUUACAGAGUUACUCCGAAAUCAAUACCCUACGUCUAGAGUUAGAGUCCAUGCAGGGUUUCAUGUGCUGCAAAUCCCCCGUUUCUAUCUCUUCGCACUCACUCCCUCUUAAAGACCUACUGGAUCGAUCGCUCUCUUUACGUACCACCGAAACGAAACAGUUUCAAUCGAGAGGGACAAAUUCAUCAAUGAACUUACAGAUAACUCUGGAGAUUGACCCGCCGCAGCGUGGAUGUUCACAUUUUGUGGUAAAGCAUGGGAAUUAUGCGAAAGCUGUUAUGCCAGAGAAUAUAGCGCAACUUUGGGGACCAAUCUUCUUGCCUCCUUUACCACCAGGGCAACAGAAUGACUGUAUGGUGGCAACACACAGUGUGUAUCUGACUGGCGUAUCCAUGCAGCUAUAUACCUGUCGUGUCAUCCACAGCGCCCCCUACAUGAUGUCUGCCAUACAGGUAUUCUAUGGUGACAAGAUGAUCGCUAUAUCUCAGUGUAUAGGACUGGACCAACUGCCUAAGACAAGCCAGGUGAAUGAUGCCAAGGACUGCAUCCACUUAGCCCCAGGGGAGAGAGCUAUGAUAAUCCGCAACGCCAUGGGAGAUUGGGGUAUCGUUGUCGGCAAAUGGGAAGGCUUCAAGCGUGGGAAGGCACCCUCAAGAGGUGUUGGUGCCAUCAAAGGCAACCCAGGUUGGUUCAGAGUGAGGUUCUUCAAGAUUGAUGUAGCUGGCAAGAAAAUAACCCAACAGAUAACGAACGAAUCAAACUACAAAUCGAAGAAUUAUUCUCUUGGAAAUGUCGUGAUUAAUCUGAAGACAGGAGCUAUGACCAUAACACAGAAUACCAAUGACAUUACGGAGAAUCUGGCUCUUGGUUUCACCGUUGCGACAUUGUUUGCAUUAUGCCAGCCUAAAACUCCACUCACAGCACCCCCUGUGCAGAAUGGAAAUGCUAGUAAAGCUGUUGUAGUUGAGAAAAGAGGUGGACGUUCGGUGGCAAAUGAUGAUAAUCAUGAUUUGUUGUUUGUGAUGGCUGCUGGGUACAUGAUGCAUGAUUGGUAUAUGAUGAUGCCAUGCAACUAUUACGCUAUGCAUCAUUAUCAUUACCAUGAUAUGCAUCAUGACAUGCAUGUUGUUGACCAUAGUGGGAUGGAUGUAUACACGGGAGUUGAAACUGAGGGUGGGGUCGAGGUUGGGACCAGUGAUCCCAUAGAUGGAGGUGUUGAUGGUGCUGGUGGGGAUAUAGGGGGAGACACUGGAGCAUGUGGGGGCUGUGGAGGAUGCGGGGGAUGUGGAGGAGGAGACACAGGGGCUGGAGGGUGCGGGGGAGGAGCUGCUUGUGGGGGUGGUGCUACAUGUGGGGGAGGGGAUGGGGGUGGUUGUGGAGGAGGAGGAGGAGGAGGAUGUGGGGGUGGUUGCGGAGGAGGGUGUGGAGGAGGAUGUGGGGGUGGAUGUGGUAGCCGUGCUAUCAAAGGCAACCCAGGAUGGUUUAAGGCCACAUUCUACAAAUUAAACCCCAUCAACAUCAAGCUGACAUCUGCGUAUAAUUAUAUGCAGGCAUCCACAAAAAAACACUUUGACAACAACAAGUUCUCCUUUGGUAGCGUGAUCAUCAAUUUGAAAACAGGAGAAAUGGAUAUUACAAAUCAAACUGAUUACAUCGGAGAACAUUUGGCACUGGGUUUCUCAGUUGCAACUUUGUUUGCCCUGUGCCAACCGAAAACACCCGUCACAAUUGCUGAAGCAGAACCUCCAAAGAAAAGAGGUACACGUAAGGUUAAAGAUCAGGACACCCAUGACCUGUUGUUUGUGAUGGCUGCUGGGUACAUGAUGCAUAAUUGGUAUAUGAUGAUGCCAUGUAAUUAUUACGUGAUGAACCAUUACCAUGACAACCAUGGGGUUAGUUCUGACACCCAGCUUGUGGAUCAUAGUGGUGUUGAUACAUCUUGUGGUGUGGAGAAUUCUGGUGAUUGUGAUGCAGGAGGAAAUUGUGGUGGCUGUGGGGGAUGUGGGGCAGCUUGUGGAGGAGAUGGUGGUGGUUGUGGGGGAGAUGGGGGUGGUUGUGGGGGUGGAUGUGGUGGUUGCGGUGGAUGUGGUGGAUGUGGUGGAUGUGGAGGUUGA